Ceratitis capitata (Mediterranean fruit fly) is the source of this 1108-nucleotide messenger RNA. RefSeq lists its product as uncharacterized. The record is from RefSeq and is a predicted model, not a curated record. Lineage: Eukaryota; Metazoa; Arthropoda; Insecta; Diptera; Tephritidae. The transcript has a single exon. The coding region runs from base 26 to 1075 and encodes 349 amino acids.
UCUUUCAACAGAAUACCAACAUAUCAUGUCAGUCACUUUAAAUUUCGCUUUCAUCACCGCAAAAUUAUUCAUAAUUUUCCUACGUGAGUUUGCUGUUGUGCGGUCAAUUAUCGUGGAACGGAAUUUACACGCUUACUAUAAGUUGCCGACAAAACCAGCACCACUUGCGAGUAUAUCAAAGGAAUACCACAUUCUGCAGUGCCCGUUUCAAAACAUCUCCGUUAUACCAACGCCAGAAAAGAUGGAAAUUUGUACAAUCGUUAACACUUACCGAGAAGAAAGGGAUAACGGAACGACAUCACGAACAAUUAAAAAUCCGUUGCAUACUAAAGUGAAAUACCAAAUGCCUAGAAGGCACAAAGAAAAACACAAAAAGCUCAGUAAAAGCCGUAAGACUCGUCCAUAUAUGAUAGUCUUAAAACCCAUAAGAAUGGGCACAGGAAGAAGUUGUGCUUAUACCAAAGCUUUAAGGCAACCGCAAUCUUCAUACCACACAGAACAUUUUGGAAUCGUAAAAAAAGAUAAUAGUCGCACAUUGCCGGUGCAUGACACAAUAUCACCGCUUGAGCACAAGGCAACAGACCAAAAAUUGCUUGAAACAAGCCAGACAAAUGUUUUAGCAAAACUAACGCCAAUUACGGAGAACUUUGAAGAAAAUACAAGAGACAAUGAUGAGGAAGCGAGCGAAGAACAAAAAGAUGAGCAGGAUGAUCUCAUCGUGUCAAACUCAAAUCAAACAUCUGAUGAGGACUAUUCUGGUCGUACUGGGGACGUCGAAAAUGAAGAAGAUAGAGAAGCUCCUAAAGACUCUGUCCUUAAAUACCUUGGUGCCAAAUCUGCUAUUGAAAAGCUCAGUAAACGCCUUUCAAAUAGUCGUUCUGUUGGGAGAAUGCUUCCAGGAGAGCAAGCAGAAAAGUUUUUUGCCGAACAUAACGAUUUUCAACGUGGUGAAAAAGUUAAGGGAUUUCAAAACUAUUAUCAUCGAGAUGAAAUUUUCAACGAUCAUAUAUUUUAUGACGACUUGCAACAGCAUGGCCAUUAUAAUGAUCGCGGCAGAUCGCUUUUAAAUUAUUAAGAUGUUCACUUUAGAGUAUUUUUCGUCAAAUUA